Messenger RNA from Botrytis deweyae, 5838 nucleotides. RefSeq lists its product as uncharacterized. The transcript is spliced from 7 exons. The record is from RefSeq and is a predicted model, not a curated record. The coding region runs from base 1 to 5838 and encodes 1945 amino acids. Gene Ontology annotation, molecular function: 1-phosphatidylinositol 4-kinase activity. Gene Ontology annotation, cellular component: cytoplasm; plasma membrane. Gene Ontology annotation, biological process: phosphatidylinositol-mediated signaling; phosphatidylinositol phosphate biosynthetic process. Lineage: Eukaryota; Fungi; Ascomycota; Leotiomycetes; Helotiales; Sclerotiniaceae.
AUGUCUAGUCUCCCAAGAAGCAUACGGCGAAAUGCCCUGGCUAAAAUCGCUGAACUCUCUGCGACGUCAUCAACUGGAAAUUUUGAGGGUUCUGAUAUUGAGAGGCUCUGUCGUGUUUCUCCCGGCAACAAUAAGUUAUCUGGGCGUGUGAAUGGAAUCAACAAUGAUUCGUCGAGCUCGUUGGCGGGCUCUCCUAUGAACAUUAGGGAAUUUGAAGUACUUCUGGCUUUAUGCAAAGCAGCUCCUCUGAUCGAUAAUACAUACAGCGCGGAGAAGCUUACCAGUCAGUUGAGCCCAUACGUUCUUGAGGCGCAUACACAAUUGUUUGUGCAAUCGCCCCUUUUUCGCGCGAUUGAACCAUCACCCGUCGAGGCACUGAGCUAUAACCUCACCACUGCCCUUCUCUCUAUCGGUAUCAAACAUGGCCACCUACAAAAGCUCAUCUCCGAAAAGUUAUCGAUAUACCUAGACAACUGUGUACAUGCCAGCGAAACUGCUACAGAAAAUCGAGGAGUUAGCUCCGAGUAUGCCACAGAGAUUGAGGAGGCAAUCCACGUUGCAACUGUAACCAUAUCUCUUUUGGGAUUCUUAGAUGCAGUAGCUUCUUUGGUCAAUUUUUGGAGCGCAAAGGAGAGAUUGGACUUGUGUGAACGUGCCAAGGCUAUUUUGUCAGAAGGAUUUUUGGUGGCAGUAGAGACCGCUUUCUCGACUAUUCGUAAUACCCAUCUCCAGAGCAGUCAUGUAAGAGAGUGGAAGAGAUAUGUUCGCCAUUAUGCAGCUAUUGGCCGCCCAUUGGGUGCUAUGCUUCUACAACGGAGUUUUAUGUGGCUGCUCGUUGCAGGGUCAUCGCUUCUACUAGUUGAUGUCGAGAACCUUAGAGACAAAGAUGUUUUGAGCGUAUUAAUGUCACGUCUUGAGGACUCGAGACCCAACACUCCUCGUAAUGAGGAAGUUGAUCCUGAGACGGUCAACACGUUGGCAAACAUUGCCUCGAAUGAAAUAAGUCUUCUCGAAGAUGGUGCGGAUUACCUCCGUUUGGGUUCUGCUUGGCAGCAAAGACUUGCAUUUUCCGUCAAAGCAAGUGCUUUAACUACCUAUAUGAACUGCGCAAUGUUGAGUGUAAGUGACGAUGAAGUUGAACCUGAAACAUUGAUGUCCUGGCUUGAAGAUACUUUGGCGGACCCUGUGCAAAUGGCCGAUGAUACAUUGGCCAAUGUUGUCCUUCGAUCGAUGGCCUUGGUCUCCAAACUCGCCCCUCAAUUGGCUCCAGAAGUCAGCCGCCUUCUCCCACGAUUCAUCGUCCAGGGCAAUCCGCAAGGGAAUACAAACGCGGUCGCCUCUGCCUGUCUCGCAUACGUUCUGAAUAAUCUGUCCCAAGAUGCCAUCAUAACUACCCUUUAUACGUUAGGAAAUGUUCUCAACUCUGGUGCAAGCCAUCCAGAAAAACAUACUUCUGUGCCCAAUGGAGAUUUGGCUUUGGAUGGAGCUGCACAGUCAACUCUUUAUGGAAAGAAUCCUAAUGGAAGUUCUAUAUCCUUGGAGAUCUUCACAGAAGAGGAGACAUCUACUGUAUAUGGCAACGUCGUACAAGCUAUAUGUGCUAUUGCUCAGAAUUGCCAAGACUCUAAAAUUAUUGCAUUGGCUCAAUCUAUGCUUCUGCAAAAGAUCGACAAAAUCAACCAACUAAUCGAUGCUCGUAUUAUCACGGCAGCAGCAGAAUUAUCAUUACAUGGAGGGCCAUUGGAAUUUCGAUCGUUACUCAAACUUUAUAGCAAAAUCACUCAUCUGGGUGUUAUGAAAAAUAAUGAAAUUAUACUUCAUGCUGUGAUGAAAGGUCGAAACCUCCUAUCUUCUCGUCUGCAAAAAGACACUCCUUUGUAUGACAUAUAUUUUGAGAACUUACUAGAGGAUAUCAUUAGCAGAGGCGAUGUCCACCAAGGGCAGAACACACGCGAAGGCGACGUAGAAGCUGCAGCCAAAGAGAUUGCGCAACUAUUGCAGCCCUUGGCAAUCUUUUUUUCAACUAAUAAUAUGGUUUCCAACAAUGACCUUAGCGAGGAGAUGUCAUCUUUAGUACGGGAUGCUUGGUUCAACAUUGUUGUCCAUGGCUUUACUACCAACACUGAGCGUGGUCAGCUGCAUUUGAAAGAAUUACGUAUCUUGGCGAUCCAUUCGAAACCUCUUGUUGCCGAGCAGCGAGGUGAGCAGGUGGAGAGUGAUAUUGAAUUGAAUACAGUAUUGCGUCGAGGAAUCAGUCAAGAUCACGAAACUACACAGAAAAAACGACUCACUGCCCUUCUUCCUAGUAAAGCUAGAGAAAUCGGUGCCCUUAGUUAUCGUAAAGUCAUCUUCCUUCAGGCUGCCUAUUUGGUUGAAACGCUACGGGCUGAUGCAGGCGAUUGCAGUAAAGCGUUGACCUACUUCCUUGAGCCUAGCAUGCGUAGAGGUGAAAUGAGCAGCACGAUGGAAAGUGUCACAGCUGCUGUUAUGGACACUUAUUUACGCAAAUCUUUGACAGGCCUAAACCCAACCUUUUCAGCUCCGUACGUUGCUAAACAAUUGGCUUCAAUAUUUACUGGUUGUUGCUAUCGAAUCGAAAGGGUCCAGCAAGUUGCUAUGAACUGCGCAGACAGGAUAAUUCGAGAUGUGCCAUCUGCUCUGUGUCAAAAAUCCUCUUUGUUUGCACUUCUUGAGCUUUUGUCACUCCUGUGGGUAAGUUGUUUAGAAGCUGAAACCGAUGAGUAUGGGUUGAGAUCUUCCUUUACUUCCGCCAAAGGACAUAUAACUAUCGAAUUGUCUGAUGAUUAUGGUCUCCGUCGUCGCACCCUUGAUGCUUUAUACCGGAAGGCUAAAGGCUGGGUCACAGCAGUGAUUAAUAUUGCUCCUGCAAAUGUAAAGGGUUUACUACAGACGUACCUCUCAGAAUAUGAUGAUGAAGGAGCUUAUGGUCACAUCUCCCUCGGACGGUCAUUCGCUUCCGAGAUGGGUGCAGUCAUUCCAAGUAUGGACCAGAGGCUUGAGGCAAUCGAUCGCCACGGGGAGUGCAAUAUCAAUACGGCCUCUGAUUUCAUUGCUCAAUAUACUACAAGGCAAGAGUACCGAUAUGCAGAAACUCUUCCUGAUCACAACGCCGAAUGGCUACGCUCCAUGCAUCUCGACGAACAUAGACCCUCGAUCACAUCGAAGUCUGACAAGGAUUGUAACGAUGCAGUAUCACUUCUAUCCAAACUUGAAGCACAAAUUCACGCAAAGAAACACAUAGCAAUUAACGAGAUCCGCGAUGUGCUGAGAAGAGCUGCUGCUUUGCUUUGCCGAAGUGACAAAGAUGAAUGUGCUAUUAUCCGCUAUCUUGUUUCCAUACCUUUCGCUAUUUUUACCAAGCAGUCAAUUAAACUUGGGGGCUCUUUGUGGUUUGGCGUUAUUAACGAAAAUCCCAGCAUGGAACCUAGAAUUCUGAUGGAAAUCGCUCAACAAUGGGAAUUGACCUCACAUCGUAAAAUUGGAAUUUUCAAUGGCAUGUUCAUCCAUCAAGAUCCUUUCUAUAUAAAGGAGGAGUUCGCACCUAGCGAUAGGAAAGUACUGGCCAAAAAGCAACAGGCUGUCAACAAUAUGCUUGCUCCCCACACGCGACUUCUACAACUCCUCAGUAGUCAUUUCAACGCGACUCGCCUUGGCAGCCCACAUACCGAGAAGACAUUUUUGAGAAUCCUGGAAAUCACACUGGAUAGCCUUAAACACUCCACGGGGCAUCCGCUUGCUCGAGAAAUAAGAUUUCAGAUCGUCCUCUUCGGCUUAAGAGUCCUGAGACACACCACUACCCUCGAUCUCCCCUCGAAAUGUAGAUUGAAGGACAAGAUUCUCUCUGCUGCCCUUAGUUGGUUCACAUUUGCCCCUCGCUGGUCAUUUGGUGGCAAUCGUCUGCAAUUGAAAGCCGAAACUCGCUUGUUGAAUGAUGUCGUUCUGGCUUUUAAAAGCGUAACCAUGACAGGCUCCAAGCCCACAGCUAUGCUUCAAUUGAUGCAAGCAAAGGAGGAGCUUCUCCAUAUAUUAAUAGAGAGUGAACAGAUAAGAUUGAAUGUUUGGCUCGAUCCUUUACGUCAAGGUCGUGAUAUCCAGGUUCCCGCUCCUGUUAAAGUUCCUAACGAUGCAGCACUACUUCCUCUGGUGAAAACCGCCUGGAACGAAAGUCCAUCUUUGGCGAUUCAACUUGUAUCUAGAUUUCCCUCGGCGAGAUUACACCAGGACAUUCGCUUGCUUUUGCUUCAAUUUCCUGACAAAGCAAUAUCGGAGCCUGAAGCAGUACACAUAUUACUUGGCGACACUUUGCCAUCUGAUGUUGCAUUCCAAAUGAAGUACCUUUUAUACUGGGCUCCUGUCAACCCGAUAUCUGCUGUUACAUAUUUCUUACCGUCAUACCGAAACCAUCCCUUCAUCGUUCAGUAUGCUAUGCGGGCGUUGGAGAGUCAUUCUGUUGAUGUCACAUUCUUUUACGUGCCACAGAUAGUCCAAACCUUGCGCUAUGAUGACCUUGGAUAUGUUGAGAGAUAUAUUGUCGAAACUGCAAAGUUCUCGCAACUUUUUGCACAUCAAAUUAUCUGGAACAUGAAAGCCAAUGCUUUCAAAGAUGAAGAUUCACAAAUUCCUGAUGUUGUCAAACCUACACUCGACAAAGUUACAAAUCGCAUGAUAGAAUCCUUCUCGGGUGUUGACAAAGCCUUCUAUGAGCGUGAAUUCACAUUUUUUGACGAAGUCACUAGCAUUUCAGGAAAGCUGAAGCCAUACAUCAAAAGACCCAAGCCAGAGAAGAAGCAGAAAAUUGAAGAAGAAUUGCGCAAGAUCAAGGUGGAGAUUGGAGUAUAUCUCCCUAGUAACCCUGAUGGUGUGGUAAUUGGCAUCGAUCGACAAUCUGGAAAGCCCCUGCAAAGUCAUGCCAAAGCACCAUAUAUGGCAACUUUCCGCAUCAAGAAAAGUAUAGGUGCAGACAUGGAAGGCACUGAUGAUAUGCUUGAAGAAACCAAUAAAAGCGGAGACACCCCAAUGGAUAAUUCGAUUGAGAUUUGGCAAUCAGCAAUUUUCAAAGUUGGUGAUGAUUGUCGUCAAGACGUUCUCGCUCUCCAAAUGAUCGCUGCGUUCCGUGGAAUCUUCAACAACGUUGGUCUCGAUGUUUACGUCUUCCCGUAUCGUGUUACUGCGACCGCACCUGGUUGUGGUGUUAUUGAUGUUUUGCCAAACUCGAUCUCGCGUGAUAUUCUGGGAAGAGAAGCCGUGAAUGGUCUAUAUGAUUAUUUCAUAUCGAAAUACGGAAACGAGGACUCUCUUAGGUUUCAAGAAGCGCGCGCCAACUUUGUCAAAAGUAUGGCAGCCUACUCGGUCAUCUCUUUCUUAUUACAAUUCAAGGAUCGACACAAUGGUAACAUUAUGAUUGACGACGCUGGUCACAUUCUACACAUUGAUUUUGGUUUUUGCUUUGACAUUGCCCCUGGAGGUGUCAAAUUUGAAAGAGCACCAUUCAAACUUACAACGGAGAUGGUGGCUGUGAUGGGAGGAAGUACUGAACAUCAGGCAUUUAAAUGGUUCGAGGAAUUAUGCGUGAAGGCUUACUUGGCUUCUCGUCCUUACACAGAGAAGCUGUCGCAGCUCGUUAUGCUUAUGAUGGACUCUGGUCUUCCUUGCUUCAAGCCCGAGUCUAUUCAACAUUUCAGGGAUAGAUUUGUGUUGGAAAAGACGGAGGCUGAGGCUGCGGUAUUCAUGAGAGGCCUGGUAAAGAGGAGUUAUGGAAGUUAUUCGACUGGAGUCUAUGAUCAGUUCCAGCUUCUGACUAAUGGAAUUCCGUACUAG